Symbiodinium necroappetens is the source of this 2658-nucleotide messenger RNA. NCBI's taxonomy places the organism in Eukaryota, Dinophyceae, Suessiales, Symbiodiniaceae. The record is from the annotation of a GenBank genome assembly.
AUGCGAUCUGGACCGCACAUGGCCCCGAAAUGCCUUAGCCAAAGAAGGGACUCGCCUUCACUUGGGCACCGGCCUUGGCUUUGGCAGGACAGUGUCCUUGCUGUGGAAAGGCAUCAGCGCGAGACCUUGGCAAGUUACUGCUCAUCCAUCAGUCACUGGGGGAAGCAAGGUCACUGGCAGCAGGCUGUCUUCGUCUUGUGCCAGCUAAUCGCACGCAGGCUCGAAGCCAAUGUCAUCAUCUUUAAUGCGACGGUGCAUGCCUGCGAGCAGGGUGUUCGAUGGUCGAAUGCGUUGAAUUUGCUAAACGAUGCGAGGAAGCGGGGACUGCAGUGGGAUGAAUUCUCUUGUGGCAGUGCUGUAAACUCCUGUCAGGGUCUGUGGCCACGGGCAUUCUCGCUGCUCCGGCUGCAUGCGUGCAAUGCGGGCUUCUCAUCCCACCACGUUAUCACCACGUCGGCCACACGGGCCUGCGCAGCUCAAGCCGCAUGGCCCAGUGCUUUGCAUUUGCAAGAGCAUUAUGCAGCGAGUGGGGGUCAGAGUGACCUCGUGCUCGGGAAUGCGGCCAUUCAAGCGAUCCACUCGGGCGGUGGCUGGGAGAAAACGGCUCGCCUUGUCUACCAGCUGUUGAGACAAAGCCUGCAAGUCAACGCCAGGACGUAUCUUCCGGCCAUGAGCUCCUACAGCCCCGAACGCUGGCCUGCGGUCUUGCAGCUGCUAAGCUCCAUGGAAACCCAGACCUGCGGCAAUCUGCUCCUGUGCACGUCCGUCGUCAGCGCCUGUGGUAGCUCCUGGCAGUGGGCACUGCUUUGUUUCAGGGAGACAAAGCAGCGAUGGUCAGCCGAUGUCGUCAUGUACAACUCUGCACUCAGUGCCUGCGCUGAGGGAGGGGAGUGGGAAUGUGCAUUAUGCCUCUUGAAAGAGAUUGGAGAUGUUAAGUUGGAGAGGAGCAUCGUUUCAUACAAUGCUGCGCUUAGUGCCUGUGCUGCAGGGAGCCAGUGGCUGCUGGCACUGCAUAUCUUGGAGAUUGCUUUGAAGAGCGGGCUGCAAGGAAGCCUCGCUUCCUUCACUGCCACCAUGGACGCCUGCGCCGAGUCCAAGCGCUGGGAGACCGUCCUCCGGCUUUUUGUGCAGCUGCGCCAGAGCUUUAUCGACUUGGAUGCUGGUGCCUACAGCUCCGUGCUUAAUGCCCUGAACCACGCGGCAACGAGUCGAUGGAGUGAAGGCUUGGCCUUUCUGCAGGAAAUGCAGAAGAGGCGAUUGCGGCGGGAGAGCCGGCUUUGCAAUGCGGCUCUUCGAGCCUUCCAGAGGCAGAGCGGCGCUUUUUGGAACUCUGCACUGCAGCUCUUUGCGAACUUUCAAGCGCAACACGUUCUGGCAGAUGCGAUCGGUGUCAACGUGAUGACCAACUCCUUCACCGCCGGAGCCCAGUGGCGACGAUCCAUCCGAGCAGUGCGACAUCUCCUGGAUGGAUCCAUGCAAGCCAACGAGGUCAGCUAUUCGUCGCUUAUCCGCGCGACGGAGAUCACAGCCUCGUGGCACGCAGCACUGAAGUAUCUACUCGAGACACGCGAGGAGGGCUUGCAGGGCAGUGCGAUCGAAUACAACGCUGCGAUCAGCGCUUGUGCGAGCAGAGAGGCUUGGGAGCGGGCUCUCUUGUGCUUGGUCCAGAUGAUCGAGGCUCAGCUUCUGCCGGAUCUUGUUUCUUACAACUCUGCGAUGAAUGCUUGCGUCCAGGCAGAGGAGUGGCAAUCCGCACUCUCUUUGCUGCAGCAGGUGUCAUAUGUGAAGCUGCAGUGCGGUCUGGUCUCAUACAACACUGCAAUGAGUGCAUGCGCUUCCGGCAGCCAGUGGCAACUAGCACUGUCCUUUCUGGCCUUGCUGCAGCAGCUUAGACAAGUGGAUGUUUUCAGCUAUUCUGCUGCAAUGGCUGCCUGUGACUCGGGCAAGCAGCCGCGUCGGGUCUUCUCUCUCCUUGCCGAGCUUCAAAGUGAUGGAAUUCAGGAAUCGGUGCUUCCCUUUACAUCGGCGAUUAAUGUCUUUGCAAAGGGCCGGGACUGGGAACCUGCGCUGACAAUGCUCGUUAAUCUUAGGUGCAGGGCUUUGCAGCAAAAUGUCGUAUGCAACAACGCAGCCCUGGGAGCCUGCAGGGGCGAUCAUUGGCAAAAGGCUUUCCACUUGCAGCAAUCGCUUUGCAGGGCUAGCUUGCAGCCAAGCGCUAUUACAUGCAGCUCCACUAUCAGUGCUCUCGAAACGGUUGGGCAGUGGGAGUGGGCCUUUCACCUUAUGCUUCGUCGGGGAGUCCACGUGAAUCGCAUGGCAGUCACUGCUGCGAUCCGCAGCUGUGGUGGCAAGCAGUGGGAGUGCGCGCUCGCUUUGCUGGAAAUGCUGCAGGACCUUGAGGACACUGGCAUGGCUGGUGUGGAGAGCGAUGUGGUGGUUUACAAUGCAUGCCUCUCUGUCUUUCAAGUCGCUGCUCAGUGGCAGCAUGCCUUUCGUUUGCUGGGGGAGCUCCACAAACGGUCCAUGCAAGCGACGGUGCAGACUUUCGCGGCGGCCGUCGGCGCCUGUGAGAGUGGACUUCUGGCACAAGAAGCUGUCUCACUGAUCGAACAGGUGGAGUCCACUGCAUGGCUAGGAGCAAAAGCCACCAGGGCUUAA